Molecule: messenger RNA, 1261 nt
Organism: Aquila chrysaetos chrysaetos
Lineage: Eukaryota; Metazoa; Chordata; Aves; Accipitriformes; Accipitridae
Product: translation initiation factor IF-2-like
Exons: 2
Coding region: 72-668 (198 amino acids)
Source: RefSeq, a predicted model, not a curated record
GAGCGGCCGCCGGAGGGGGCUCGGGCAGGGCCCCUCUCUGCGGAGGAGGAAGGGGGCCGCGGCGCCACAGCAUGGCGAGGCGGCGGGCGGCCGCUCGCGGCGUCCCGGCUGCUGCCAAGGCAGCGCCCGCCCCGCCCCGCGGGCGGGGCCGCGGCCGCCCAGGGGCCGGCGGGAGGGAGCCCGUCCCGGGCCGGGAGCCGCGUCCCCUCCCGGCGCCGCCCGCGGGCCCGGCCGCCGUCCUCCCCGGCAGCGGUGGGGGAGGAGCGGGUCGGGCUGUCCGGGGCGGCGCGGAGCCCCUCCGGGGGGAAACGUCUGUCCCGCCGCUGAGGGGGAGCCCUUCGCCGCCGUCGGCGGGGCGGGACGCGACGCGACGCCGCCGCCGGGUCGCCCGAAACCGGGCCGGGCGCAGGUCGGCCCCGUGGCACUACUGCUGCCGGCCCGCCCGCGCCGGGUACCGGCACAAAGCCGGGACCCCGCGUGAGAUUGAUAUUACAGUUCAAACUGCAUGUCAAAAUAUCCAAGGCUAUUCCUGUGACGUUUGUCUCCCUAGAAGAGAAAUGCUGUUACAGGUAAGGAAAUCUGGUUGUCUGCAAUCAAACCAGCCGAGAGUCCAUGAGAUGAUACAUGAUUUCACGACUGUUAAGCUGCCUUCCUUUAUAGUUCCAUAAAAACCUGUACCAAGCUGCUAAUUAUGUAGCUGAGAAGACCGUUUUAAGACACAUUUUAAAAGUCACUAUGGUACAGCUUAUUUCCACCUAUUACUUUACCACAUUUAAAGAAUGCUCUGAAUAUUUGUUAAAUAUGCAACCUCUAAGUGCUUUUCAAUUUGCAUCGAGCCAUUGAUACAGCUUUCACCGAAAUGUAGCCCUAGCCAAUUUGCCUUUUUGAAUCAUAACAUGACCAUGUAAAGUUUCUGCUUGCUUAAAGCUGUUAGCAUCAAUAGUCUUAUUGUGUCAAUAUUUUUUGUCCCCUAGAUCUUCUCUGUUGGGAUAUAAAUACCUUCAUGGCAGAGUAAUCAGAUAAAAUAAAGUGUAAAUAAUUGAAAUUAUGUGUAAACUGUGGAAGUUUUGUGCAAAAUACAUUUUUUUGCUUAAAGAUAACUGGGUGACAAGGCAGGAAAAACUGAGCCAAACAAACACUUUAUCAUUCUGGUACAACAGUAGAUGAACCAAUUAAACUUGUGUCUGUUAUUUGACAUCGGUGAUCUUUAAUGUGUUUGCAUUGAUGUCAUUCAAAAGGAAAGCUAAAUCAUUAACUAGAA